AUGGAAGAAUUAAUAGUUGAACUACAACUGUUCCUUCAACUUCUGGACCAUGAAUACUUGACAUCCACAGUCAGGGAGAAAAAGGCAGUUUUAAAUAACAUUCUUCUGAGAAUACAGUCAUCAAAAGACUUUGAGAUAAAAGAAAAUGUACAGAAACAAGAGCCUGCCAGUAACUUACCUGCUCCUCCUCAGAUGCCUCUGCCAGAGAUCCCUCAGCAAUGGCUGCCACCAGAUAAUGGCCCUCCGCCAUUGCCUUCCUCAUCUCUUCCAGAAGGAUACUAUGAAGAGGCAGUGCCACUCAGUCCAGGAAAGGCUCCUGAAUACAUUACAUCCAAUUAUGAUUCUGAUGCUAUGAGCAGCUCUUAUGAGUCUUAUGAUGAAGAGGAUGAGGAUGGGAAAGGGAAAAAAAUGAGACAUCAAUGGCCUUCUGAGGAAGCAUCAAUGGACCUUGUCAAAGAUGCUAAAAUAUGUGCCUUCCUUUUAAGAAAGAAGCGAUUUGGACAGUGGACAAAACUGCUGUGUGUGAUCAAAGAAAACAAACUACUGUGCUAUAAAAGUUCCAAGGACCAGCAGCCUCAGAUGGAACUGUUGUUGAGUGGCUGCAGUAUUACAUAUAUUCCCAAAGACAGUAAAAAGAAGAAGCAUGAGCUAAAAAUUGCACACCAAGGGCAAGAUGCCCUAGUACUUGCGGUGCAGAGCAAGGAGCAGGCGGACCAGUGGCUGAAGGUAAUAAAGGAAGUUUGCAGCAACUACGUUGGAGCUACAGAUUCAGAUGGGCUUUCAUCUAAUUCUCCUGUACACAAGACAGAACUUGAAAAGAAAUUGUCCUCAGAAAGACCAAGUUCUGACGGAGAAGGUAUUGUAGAAAAUGGAAUAACUGCCAUCUGUAAUGGAAAAGAACAAGUAAAGAGGAAAAAAAGCUCAAAGACGGACUCCAAGGGCUCCGUAUCUAAAGUAACAGGGAAGAAGAUAACAAAGAUAAUUGGCUUAGGAAAGAAAAAACCCUCCACAGAUGAGCAAACCUCAUCAGCGGAAGAAGAUAUUCCAACAUGUGGAUAUCUGAAUGUGCUCUCAAAUAACCGUUGGCGUGAGCGCUGGUGCAGAGUAAAAGAUAAUAAGCUCAUUUUCCACAAGGACAGGACAGAUCUAAAAACUCAUAUCGUCUCUAUCCCUCUCCGUGGCUGUGAAGUUAUUCCAGGAUUGGACUCCAAGCAUCCUCUGACAUUCCGUCUACUUCGAAAUGCCCAGGAAGUUGCAGUAUUAGAGGCUGCAUCUUCAGAAGACAUGGGCAGGUGGAUUGGGAUUUUGCUGGCUGAGAGCGGCUCAGCAGCAGAUCCAGGCACUCUGCACUAUGACUACAUAGAUGUGGAUGUGACGGCGAGUGUCAUUCAAGCAGCAAAGCAAACCUUCUGUUUUAUGAAUAGACGGGUUCUCUCUACUAAUCCUUAUCGAGGAAAUGCUACCAAUGGCUAUGCAUGUCCCAGUGGGAUGGCACUUCAUUAUGACGACGUUCCUUGCAUAAAUGGAUCAGUAAGAAUUGAUUUUUGUUGGGAACCAGAAGAUGGCUUUCCUACUCGUAGCAGAAACGUGGGAGAAGAUGGGCUUUAUGAUAACAUGGGCCUGUACGAUAACUUGCCGUCUCCGAAAAUCUUUGCACGCUAUCCACCAGCAGACAGGAAAAACAAUAGGUCAUCUACUGACAAACUGUCCUCUAACCAUUACAAACACCCUGUCUCAUCCAGUCUGUCAUCUGCUCAGUCUGUCACUAAUACCUCUGCUGUGGGGAGGGAAUCUGUGUCACAGUUUAAAGGAAAGAAGGCUUCUACAGCUACCAAUGGAGUUAUGGGAAAAGGAAGAACAUUAAACAAUCCACAAAAGAAAUCAGAAUUUGCUUCAAAUGUGAAACACAGCACUUCUAAUGCAGAUCAGUACAAAUAUGGUAAGAACCGUGUUGAAGCAGAUGCAAAGAGGUUGCAGACCAAAGAGGAGGAGCUGCUGAGGAAAAAAGAAGCUCUGAGGAAUCGCUUGGCUCAGCUUCGAAAGGAAAGGAAAGACCUUCGUGCAGCCCUUGAAGUGAAUGCUGGAAGGAAAACCCUAAUUAUUCUUGAAGACAAAUUAAAGAAGCUGGAAGAUGAGUGUAAGGUGAAGGAGUCUGAACGUGUUAGUCUGGAACUAGAGUUGACAGAGGUGAAAGAGAACCUGAAGAAAGCCUUGGCUGGUGGCAUCACACUGGGCCUGGCAAUUGAGCCUAAACCAGGAGCCUCAACUGCCCAGUCUCCUGUCCUAAAGCAUCAGACCUUGGAGAACUCGCCCAUCUCCAGUUGUGAUACAAGCGAUACUGAAUGUUCUGUGCCUGUGAACAGUGCUGUAGUCCUGAAAAGACAUUCCUCUUCAAGCAGUUCUCCAUGCAGAGGCCAUGUGCUUCAGAAGGCAAAGGAAUGGGAGAUGAAAAAUGGAACAUAGAAAAGUAACAUCACCAUUAACCCUCUGGUUUAAGGAUGGACUGAGGAAGAUUCAUCUGCACAAUGAUAUAAAGGGUUUGUCAAUCCUGUUCAGUUAAUGACCGAUAAGUUUAACGCAGCCAAGAGAAGAGCCAUUUUGAAUGUGUCAUUUUUAUUACAGCGAAAUUUAAUCAGAAAUACUAGAAACAUAAAAGAAACAAUUUAAAUGACUACGUAGCUGGAUCAGGUGAAACUAGCACUAGCAAUUGUGUUAGAUGGAAAUCAAUACCCAUUAGAAAUAGUUUUAGGUAGGUUUAAUAAUAUGGUAUGAAGUCCGAUGAAGUCUGGCUCCCUGUAGAAGCUGCUGGAUAAAUGUGGGGGAUUCACAGAUUUGUGGCAUUCAUUCAGUCCCAACGAUUUUUAUCUGGUAGAAGAAUGAGAAGCUGUAGCCAUUGCUGAAGUCGCACACCUGCUGCCUUCCACGGAGAUUAGAACCAGAGAAGAACAAAACGCAACUGGGAAACGACCUCGGUACGAACAGAAAGACUCCCCCCAGUUGCAACGAAAAAGAGCUGCCAUUGUUUUGAAAACUUAUUUUUUAAGAUGUUGCUUUUAUUUAUUUUUCAAAUGUUUUUAAUUGAUUCAAAGCAACAAUAGAAACAGGUGCCACUACACAAAAUAAUAAUAAUAAAGCAACUAUAACUUCUUCAAAUUCUCCUCUAUUAUAACAAGAGGGGUUUUUUUUGGGGGGGGGGGUGGAAUCUGUGGAAAGAAAAUAUGGAAUUGCCAAAAGAACAAAGAAAGCAUCCCUGCCUUAUAAAUAUUCCGACAGAAAAAGACCAAGUGUGAUAAAAAAGAAAGAAAGAAAAAAGAAAUCUAACUUCCCUCUUUUUCGAGCAUACGAUUUUUCUCUCACAGCUAAAAGGCAAAGUUCUUUCAACCAGCAGUGAAUGUCUGGAAGAAACUGAAAAAAAUGUUUUAAUUAUUAUUAUUACUCCCAAGCACCUGUUAACUUCAGUGAUCUCUGUUAAAAGAUUAUAUUUGUGUCCC
This is a messenger RNA of Elgaria multicarinata webbii, 3491 nucleotides long. It is a transcript of the gene AFAP1, whose product is annotated as actin filament associated protein 1. The transcript is spliced from 17 exons. Gene Ontology annotation, molecular function: SH2 domain binding; SH3 domain binding. The record is from RefSeq and is a predicted model, not a curated record. Bases 1 to 2463 code for a protein of 820 amino acids. NCBI's taxonomy places the organism in Eukaryota, Metazoa, Chordata, Lepidosauria, Squamata, Anguidae. Gene Ontology annotation, cellular component: cytosol.